Symbiodinium pilosum is the source of this 1143-nucleotide messenger RNA. The record is from the annotation of a GenBank genome assembly. Lineage: Eukaryota; Dinophyceae; Suessiales; Symbiodiniaceae.
AUGAAGAGGCAAGCGGCUCUCAAGGCUCUGAAGGACCUUAAGAAGUCUGGCGAAGCUUCUGAGAAAGGCGAGCCAGCGGCUCUCAGCGAGUUUGCUGGCGAGCAGGCCGCGACCCUGCCUGGCGCUGACAAAGGCCCGCUCUUUGGCAAGGUCUGCAGGGUGCUGCUUGAGGACAACAACUGCUCCAAGACUGGCAAGGCCUCUGCCCACAACCUGCUCUCGAGCACUGUGACUCUCACUGGUGUGGGCGAGACCAAUGCCACACUCACCCUCUCUGCUGACCAGGUCUGUGAGGUAGAGAAGGACUGGCUGCCUGUCAAGAAGUGGAAGCAGAUGUCGCUCAAGCGGACCCUGAAAGAGUCUGUUCUCCGAGCCUGUGGGGGUCAUCGACUCUGGGGCGAGGAGGAUACUCAUGCUGCUGAGCAUGUGGAGCUUCUGAAGAACAAGCCCCAGAUGCUGCUGGACCAGCAUCUGCUCUAUGGCUGGGAGAUGCUGCGGUGGCAUUUGUCUGACUCUGACGAUGCCAACUUCUUCCUUGAGCAGUCUGUGAGGAUGCUGGACCCGAAGCUGACCACCCUCUGCCUGUCCGGCAAGCACUCCAACCCUGCUCUGUUGGAGAGUGUUCUGAAGAAGCAGCUGCCGGACUGCAAGAUGCUCUUCGCUCCCAUCUGGGGCCAGGGGCUUGGUCCCACCCACUGGACUCUGCUGGUGCUGACUUUCGAAGGCGACGUGCCCUCUGUGCAGUAUCUGGACUCUCUGUCUGAGAAGCACGCGGCCUGCGCAGCCAAUGCUGCCAAGCUUUUGUCUCUGCUUCUGCCAGGACAGGCUCUGCCUGAGCGCUCUGAGUGUCCCUUUCAGAAGGGACAUGACUGCGGCUUCUGGGUUCUCUCCAACAUGCUCUGGAUCCUCAGCAAGGUCCGGGGCGAGGGACCCUGUGCGAGGGGCUCGCGAGGCAAGAUGGCUCUGGAACUGAUGAGUCAUCUGAAGGCCUGGCUUCAGCAACUCCAGUCUGAGCAGUUGAAGCUCUUCAAGGCGGAGGAGCAGGCAGAGAAGGCUCUGAAGAAGACUCUGAAAGCAAAUGCUGCCAAGGCUGCGAAGGCUGCAGCUCUGCACAAGACCAAGUCUGAAGCGGCUGAUCUUGUG